CAGUUUAAACUCCACUCGAUCGAACGAAAACCCCUUUUAACAAAAAUACGCAACAGUUGAAAACAACAAAAUGAAACAUUGCCCCACCAGUAACACUGCUUGCUGCGAAUUAGCAGAAUUAAAGUGACCCCCGCUCUUUCGAAGCGAAAACAAAGUGAACCAAACCAACCCAACAAAACAACCCCCCGCUCACACAUACCAACUUCACAUUAAGUAUGAUAACUGGGAACGGUAUCAUAUUUUUAGGUACAGGUUCCUCAUCGUCCACGCCCAAACUAUCGCACAUUUUCAAAAACGCCAAAAUUUUGUCAAAGAGAAAUAAGGGGGAACCCCAGAGCUCGGAACUGAGGCAGGAAGACAUUGAACAGAUAAACAAAUUUGUAGACGAGUUAGUUGAACAUGAUAUAGAAUGUAUUGAUCAGCUGAACGAUCUGUAUCUAAGAAAAAGGUACCCGGAUUGCGAUGGUUUAAAAUGUUACACUUGUUACGAUGCACUGAAUGGUGACUCCAAGAAUAAAAGAAAUAACAUCUCCGUGUUGGUGAAGUCAAAUGAAUCGUAUGUCUUAAUUGACGUCGGGAAGACGUUCAGGGACAGCCUGUUGCGGAACAAGGACAAAAUUAACUUCUACGAAAUCAAGCUAGACUCGGUACUGAUAAGCCACAGCCACACGGACGCGCUGAACGGAAUAGAUGACCUGAGAGACUUACAAGAGUACAACAAAAUAGCCAAUGGGGACAGUUACUACUACACCCCGAAGAACCCAAUAGACAUUUACGUGAAUGCAGUUUCAUAUGAACGGCUGCGAAAUGGAUAUGAGUACCUGGUGAAGAAGAGGAAGGAAAAUAUUUUCGCUUCCAAAAUAGCAGCACUUAACCUGUUAGUUAUCAAGGAUGAAAAGUAUAACAAAUUAAUCCUCGAAGAAGAAACGGCUAGUCAGAUAAAGGAUGGGACAGUUGUGAUGCCAAAGCAGGACAAUGAAGGUACCACAAAUAGUGCACAGAAGAACGAAACAGAUGGUGGGAACAAAAUAAAAACGAAUGGGAUAAACGACGAAAAGGACAAUGAUGACGAUUCGGAUGAUGAGACCUGUGUAAACAUACAUACGUACAAGAAAAAAGACGAACACGGUUAUGUAUACACCCAAUUUGACAAAAACAAACGCAUCAGAUUUAUUCCGUUCCAACAUGGACGUAACUACGUAUGUGUUGGAUAUAUCAUAGGAGAGAAUGAAAAGUUGGUUUACAUUUCCGACUGUUCCUAUAUACCACCCAAUGUAUUGGAGUAUAUAAAGAAGAUAGGAUCCACGGAAGUGUUAAUCAUAGACGCCCUUUAUUAUAAGGCAAAACAUUAUUCACAUUUUUCCUUACACGAAAGUAUAAAAAUUGCUCUGCUUAUUAAGCCGAAAAAAGUGUACUUUAUUGGAAUGUCCUGCGAUAUAGAACAUUAUAUCACUAACUUAUUUUUGAAGAAAUUAUCGAAUAAAUAUCCGGAUAUUUCCUUCUCCCUGGCGCAUGACGGUUUGUUUGUGCCGAUCAACUUUUAG
This is a messenger RNA of Plasmodium coatneyi, 1544 nucleotides long. RefSeq lists its product as uncharacterized. The record is from RefSeq and is a predicted model, not a curated record. The transcript is spliced from 3 exons. NCBI's taxonomy places the organism in Eukaryota, Apicomplexa, Aconoidasida, Haemosporida, Plasmodiidae. Bases 216 to 1544 code for a protein of 442 amino acids.